Messenger RNA from Pygocentrus nattereri (red-bellied piranha), 4433 nucleotides. RefSeq names its product polypeptide N-acetylgalactosaminyltransferase like 6 (gene galntl6). The transcript has 13 exons. Bases 519 to 2321 code for a protein of 600 amino acids. Lineage: Eukaryota; Metazoa; Chordata; Actinopteri; Characiformes; Serrasalmidae. The record is from RefSeq and is a predicted model, not a curated record. Gene Ontology annotation, cellular component: Golgi apparatus.
UCAGCGCCUCCUCGCUGAGCUGAAGCGCCUGUCCUCCGCCGGGCUGCAGCGACGCUCGGCACCGCGCGCACGUGGCUUCAUCGCAGCACGCGCACACGCAUCGAGGCGAUGGGAAGGCGCGCGAGGACGGAGCGCGGAGCCGCGAGCCUCAGAUGAGCCGGAACGCGCAAAACGACCAAACGAGCAAUGCCGAGAGAACCUAAGAACCACCAAUCGGGACGAGCGCGAGCCGCCAUUCAAAAUUUGAACUGGAGCGCGCACCGCUAAAACCGUUGGUCGCUCAGAGAGUUGAGCAUCGCCGUUGCGGGGAGAGGGAGGAUUACCGAGCAACGUGUGCGUGUGUGAGAGAUGGAGAGUGUGUGCGAGCGUGUGUGAGUCUGUCAACAUGCAGACACCCCUUUACAGGGAAACUUUGUCCUGGUGUGUGAGAGAAGGCGGCGCGUUUUCGUGGCCGGAGUGAGAGCUCCUCUCUGCCUGCCCCUCCGUCUUACAGCAGCAACAACGCCCGGGUCAUCACGAUGAAGAGGAGACAGAAGCGUGUCCUGCAGAUGGCCUUUAUAUUCACCGUGACGCUCAUUUUCUUGCCAAACGUCGGUCUGUGGUCACUAUACAGGGAGAAACACUUGAUGAAGUCGCCUGAGGCUGGAGAGCAGGGGCUCCCGUUGAGUUUGGGUGAUGGACAUGUUUACAGCUGGACAGACGGUUUGAGGAGGAGAGACUGGCAUGACAAUGAGAGCAUCAGGAGAGAUGAACUGCGUGUUGGGAAAGGAGAGCACGGGAAACCAUAUCCACUUGCAGAGGAUGAAUGUGAUGACUCAGUGUACAAAGAGAAUGGGUUUAACAUCUACGUCAGCAACAACAUUGCUCUGGAUCGCUCCCUGCCUGACAUCAGACAUCCAAAUUGUAAGCAGAAGCUGUAUCUGGAAAACCUCCCCAACACCAGUAUCAUUAUCCCCUUUCAUAACGAGGGUUGGAGCUCUCUCCUGCGUACCAUCCACAGCAUUGUAAACCGUACACCAGACCAUCUAAUUGCUGAGAUCAUUUUGGUGGACGACUACAGUGACCGAGAGCACCUGGGUGCUCGUCUGGAGGACUACAUGUCCAAGUUUCCGAAAGUGCGUAUUGUGCGCACUAAGAAGCGCGAGGGGCUGAUCCGCACACGCCUGCUGGGAGCCUCCGUGGCUAAAGGAGAAGUUCUCACCUUUCUGGACUCCCACUGCGAAACCAACGUCAACUGGCUACCACCUCUGCUCGACCAAAUAGCCCAGAACCCCCGAACCAUUGUGUGUCCCAUGAUUGACGUCAUUGACCAUAAUCACUUUGGAUACGAGGCUCAGGCUGGGGAUGCUAUGCGAGGGGCCUUUGACUGGGAGAUGUACUACAAACGCAUCCCCAUCCCACCCGAGCUCCAGGGGGCAGACCCCAGCAACCCAUAUGAGUCUCCAGUGAUGGCCGGAGGUUUGUUUGCUGUGAAGCGGCAGUGGUUCUGGGAGCUAGGAGGCUAUGACACAGGCCUGGAGAUCUGGGGAGGAGAGCAGUAUGAAAUAUCCUUCAAGGUGUGGAUGUGUGGGGGCAGUAUGUACGAUGUGCCAUGCUCCAGAGUGGGCCACAUCUACAGGAAGUAUGUGCCAUACAAAGUUCCCUCAGGGACCAGCCUAGCUAGAAAUCUGAAGCGAGUGGCAGAGACAUGGAUGGAUGAGUAUGCUGAAUAUAUCUACCAGCGUCGGCCAGAGUACCGCCACCUCUCCACUGGAGACCUGACUGCCCAGAAAGAGCUGCGUAAGCACCUCAAGUGUAAAGACUUCAAAUGGUACAUGAACACAGUGGCCUGGGACCUGCCCAAGUACUACCCUCCCGUGGAGCCCCUGCCUGCUGCAUGGGGAGAGAUCCGCAACGCUGCGUCAGGUUUGUGCAUUGACUCCAAACAUGGCUCGACAGGCACUGAGCUCCGUCUAGACACCUGCCUGAAAGAGGGAGCUGAGAGAACCUGGGCACAUGAACAGAUUUUCACCUUUGGCUGGAGGGAGGACAUCAGACCAGGUGAUCCUUUACACACCAGGAAAUUCUGCUUCGACGCCAUCUCUCAGAGCAGUCCUGUCACACUCUAUGACUGCCAUGGCAUGAGAGGUAACCAGCACUGGAGCUACCGCAAGGAUAAGUCUCUUUACCACCUGGUGAGCAACGGUUGCAUGGACUGUAGCCCUGCCGAUAAGCGGAUUUUCAUGAACAAGUGCAAUCCCCAGUCCGAGACACAGCAGUGGCUGUUCCAAAGAGUUAACACCACCAUCCUGGACAAAUUCAACAGCGCCACCAGCUCCUAGGACCCUGAGGCGCAGCCAGCCUGGGGACUGGCUCUUAAUGAUGCUUAGCAUGGGGGUAGAUGUACUUAGUGUCCGAGUGUGGCCCCCCUACCCCUCCAACGACCCACCGCCCAAAAGGUGCUGGAGUAGAUGAGGGAGGGAAGGCUCAUUAGAAAGGGAACUGGGACAGAGCUGAGCCUGGGAGACACACAGCUGAUGGCAUAUGUCCACACGGACACCCUGCAGGUCCAGGAGAACUUGUGCACAGUCAACUGGUUCUGGAGACUGAGACCCCUGGUCAUAUCUAACACACUGAAAUACAGAGCAACAUUUGGGUAGCAAGUUUAGUGAACAAACGUUACUACUCACGCUCUUGAUAUCGCAUGGUGGAUUUGUAUUUCACAGGAGACUUGAAAGUGACUUGCUUUUUUAGUACCGUCAUUUGUUUUUGAGGACAUUUGUUCAAACUGUAUAUUUAUUUCUAUUUAUUUGGUAGUAUCUUUGAAAGGAUAAGUUAUUAUGUGAGUAAUCUACUUUGUUACACCAUCUCUUAUCAAGGGUAAGUCUAAAAAUCGGAUUUGUCCUGUGGAAAUGAUGAAUUGUUUUACUUUUUUCCCCUCACCAUAGCCACAUACCCCCUCCCUCCAUGGUUUCUCCCAUCUAAAUUUUAAAUAAAGCAAAAAAUGAGUAAGAAAUUGUGUGGGUAGUCCAGUUGGCAAAUUGAGACAGAAAAAAAAAUCAUCUUCUAUCUUUAUUUACACAGAGACAUUUUUAAGGCAUUUUUUUGUCCUUUAUGGCAAAAUGUCUACUUAUAUUUAUGUAGUGCUUUGUUUAAAAAGUAAGGAUUUGGCUCCCUCUGCUGGUGUACAGUACAGAGUUAUUUAGUGUUCCAAUGGUAGAGCAGGUGUGCAACUCAAAAUACAAACAAUUGAUAAAAGUUUCUUUUUUUAUUCAUUAUACAUGCAAAAAAAAAAGAAAACUAGUAGAAACACACUAUACUAAGUGGAGUAUUGUGUGAGCAUGUUAAUAAUGAGUUAUAGAGUUCAAUAAUUACACAAGUUAAAGUGUAACUUUCCCAAAUUGAGCCAGGAAGCAUGAUAUGAUGUGAUCGACAUGUUUUACAUUUUAAUAAUAGACAAACUUCUAACAGACAUCUACUGACAGUCAUGAGAGCUGAUACAGUUUUCUGCAUGAAUCGCAUAUUUUAUAUUUAAGUGUUUGUUGUGGAACCACAGAUGCACCCUGGACAUUGUUCUUUUUGCAACAAUAUAAACAAGAUGAGCUACGGUAUAUUCCAUUAGGUGUACGCCUGUGGGGGGGCUCACCACCAAGACCUGACUAGCCUGCUCAUGCUACAGUAAUUCCAAAGGUGGGUCAUUACAUUCACUUAGUUCCAAAUAAAUUUGUCCUCAAAAGGAAAAGUUGAUGGAUUUGUACUUUCCUGAUUGUUUUUUUGGGGUUUAAUUUCAUUCUGCUGUAUUGGUCCAGCUCUUUACUGUUGCUUACACCUCUCACUUCGGAGCUGAAAAUUUUCAUUUUAGAAAAAGGAAUCAAAAGGAUCUAAAAAGAGAAAGGUUGAUUUUGGAAAGGUACUUGUUAUUUCACUUAAGUAGCAAUACUGGAAUAAGGUUUUAGGCUAUGCACAUUACAUGGUAAUCUCUGGUAGUAUUACGCAUCUUCAGAAGUCAGUGGUGAACCGAGAGCCUUUAAUUUUAGCCAUGAAGGUCAAAACUUGGCAAAAACCCACCUCUAAGAUAAGUCUAAUUGAAUGCUUAUUUACGCUAGUUUUUUGGGCGUUCUAUAAUACAUUUAUGUGAAGCUUAUGACAGACGUAUAGUUUUCACGAUGACUCAGUAGAGAGGCCUGGGGAUCCAAAAAAACCUGUGGUUUCCAUUUCUUACAACUCACUGGUUAGGCUGCCACUCCUUUUCAUAGUCAGUGUAAUGUAGGACUUCUAUGGUGCGUUCAAGUUGUGUCAGAAAUGUAAUAUUUACAAGAUGGAAACUGUUAGUGGGUGAUCCACAUGUGUUAUGUGGUGCUUCUAACUGGAGAAAGACAUCACUUAUCUCAUAAGCAUCUUCUGCAGUUUAUUUUGUUGCAGUAACACAAAAUAAACAGACUCUGUUUAAUGAC